ACACAGUGGAUCACCGAUCACGGAAAGAGCCGAAGAUGUCGGCUCGGUCAUGUGAUCAACUGUGUCCAAUCACAGCUGAUCACAUGUACACUGAUCAUCAGGGCCCUGAUGAUCAGUGUAGCCCCAGCAGUGCCACCUGUCAGUGUCCAUCAGUGCCUUAUGUCAGUGCUCAUCAGUGCCUCGUGCCAGUGGCCAUCAGUGCCACAUAUCAGUGCCUACCAGUGCACAUCAAUGCCACAUAUCAGUGCCCAUCUGAGCUGCCUUUCAGUGUCACCCAUCAGUGCCAGUCAGUGCCACCUAUCAAUGCCAAUCAGUGCCACCUAUAAGUGCUGCCAAUCAGUGCCACCUAUCAGUGCGAGUCAGUGCUGCCUAUCCUGCGCUAUCAGUGCGCAUCAGUGCCUGUCAGUGCUGCCUAACAGUGCCAGUCAGUGCCCCCUAACAGUG
Messenger RNA from Staurois parvus, 444 nucleotides. The record is from the annotation of a GenBank genome assembly. Lineage: Eukaryota; Metazoa; Chordata; Amphibia; Anura; Ranidae.